Molecule: messenger RNA, 648 nt
Organism: Chenopodium quinoa (quinoa)
Lineage: Eukaryota; Viridiplantae; Streptophyta; Magnoliopsida; Caryophyllales; Amaranthaceae
Product: putative UPF0481 protein At3g02645
Exons: 2
Coding region: 1-648 (215 amino acids)
Source: RefSeq, a predicted model, not a curated record
AUGCACGAUCAAGAGAAGGCAGGGGGUCUUGGGAAAGGAUAUGCUCUUCGAUGGGUAUGUUGCCUACCUUACAAACUUCGAGAUCAACUCAACCUUGAAGUCUCUCACAUAGUAUUUCCCCCAAGCGUCAAAGAGAUCAAGGCAGCUGGUGUUAAAUUCAUUGCAAUUGAAAGUGAGAGUAUACUCGACAUUGAAUUUUCGGAAGGAAUGUUACGAAUACCUACAUUAGUAAUUCAAGAAAACACGGAGGCUGUACUUCGGAGCAUAGUAUUUUUCGAGCAAUGCCACCAUUACUACAACUCUUAUUUCAUCGACUAUGUAUUCUUCCUCGAUGCUUUGAUUGACACUUCUGAAGAUGUUCGAGUACUAGUUCAACAUGGAAUAAUCAAACAUUGUCUAGGAAGUGAUGAGGAGGUAGCAAAUUUGGUGAACCAAAUCACCAAAUGCAUAUUGAUUUAUAAUCCCAAUUUCUACUAUGCUGAUAUUAGUCGAGAUUUGAAUGCGUAUACUGCUAUGAGGUGGAAUAAAUGGAAAGCCAUAUUGAGGAGAGAUUACUUUAAUCAUCCAUGGUCAAUCAUUUCUGUGAUCUAUUUGGUGUUCCUACUUAUUCUCACAGUGCUGCAGGUUUAUACUGGUUUUAGGGGAUAG